Molecule: messenger RNA, 1673 nt
Organism: Gadus chalcogrammus (walleye pollock)
Lineage: Eukaryota; Metazoa; Chordata; Actinopteri; Gadiformes; Gadidae
Product: B-cell receptor CD22-like
Exons: 8
Coding region: 1-1236 (411 amino acids)
Source: RefSeq, a predicted model, not a curated record
AUGAACCAGGGACAACAGCUCAUCUUUAGGCGGAUCCUAUCUUCCGACUCUGGACGAUAUCGCUGUGACACUCAGAAUAAGCUAGGGGAUAAAUGUUUUUUCAUCUCUAUUAACGUAAAAUAUGGGCCUAAACACGUGUAUAUUAAUUCAAGUCCCUCUGGUGAAAUAGAGGAGGGCAGUUCAGUGACUCUGAGCUGCAGCAGUGAUGCCAACCCAGCAGCUGAGUACACCUGGUUCAAGAACAACCAACCUCUGCUCUGGGAACCAAGACAACCUCACACCUUCCCCUCAGUCCGCCCUGAAGACAGAGGAACGUACCGCUGUCACGCAGAGAACAAAUAUGGACAACUGAGCUCUAACUCAAUAUUCAUGGAUGUCCAGUACGCUCCAAAGACCCCCUCAGUGACCGUGAGUCCCUCUGGUGAAAUAGAGGAGGGCAGUUCAGUGACUCUGAGCUGCAGCAGUGAUGCCAACCCAGCAGCUGAGUACACCUGGUUCAAGAACAACCAACCUCUGCCCUGGGGACCAAGUCAACCUCAUACCUUCCCCUCAGUCCACCCUGAAGACAGAGGAACGUACCGCUGUCACGCAGAGAACAAAUACGGACAACUGAGCUCUAACUUGCUAUUCACUAAUGUCCAGUAUGCUCCAAAGACCCCCUCAGUCACCGUGAGUCCCUCUGGUGAAAUAGAGGAGGGCAGUUCAGUGACUCUGAGCUGCAGCAGUGAUGCCAACCCAGCAGCUAACUACACCUGGUUCAAGGAACAUGAAGAAAUGAAAGAAUCAGGACAGAACUACACCAUCACUAAUAUCACAUCUGAGCAUGGAGGAAACUAUUACUGCCAAGCCCAUAAUGCAAUCGGACUUCAUAAUGCUACCUUUUUGUUAAUCCAAGUGACAUCAUCAUCAUCAUCAUCUUCUCAUCGAGCAAUGGUAGCUGUAACAACCAUUGCUGUCCUACUGGCCACCGUACUCCUCCUCGUCUUCCUCUGGAUGAGAAGAAAGAGGGCCUCCAGUAAAGCAUGUGGACAGGGAGGAAGGCCAGAUACCGUGGAGGAGCUACUUCCUGUUCCUGUGUAUGAAAAUGUCCCAGCUCUGACCAAUCGCUUGGCUCAUGCAGCACAGAGAGAACCAAUAGAAGAGCAGGAUGGCCAUCACUGUGCCAUCAUCCACACCUCCUCCUCAGACAACCAGGACGAGGACCAGACGGAGAUGGGAGGAACCUCAGAGCUGUAAGCGCCGUCAAAUAAACACCCCAGAGUGUGAACCAGUAAGGGCAGCAGCAUUUAAAUAGUGUUACUGAAUAUAGUGUCUGAUUCAUCCAGUUGAAACAGGACAAUAGGAUGGCUGAUUGUUUGCUGAACAUCCUAAGGCUGUUUUCUUCUGUUUUCCACUUCUCUAUCAUAAAUAUGGGAUCUUUGCAUCUUAUUAAUGGUAUAUAUAUUUGAGUAUGGUGAUCCUGUGAUUUUCAUCACCAUUAUUGCGCUACAUUAAUCAAUUGUAUAUAUAUUAAUAGAUCAACGUGAAAAUUUCGGUAUCCAAUCUCAUUGGAUCUUUGACCUUACGUAAUGCUUACAUUAACAAAAAAAUGUUUUUCAUCCCUCAUUCUGAUAUUUUUUGAUUUCAACGUUUCUUUAAUAAAUUACUACUUUUAAUGGGUUGACUCCAUCUAU